Heterocephalus glaber (naked mole-rat) is the source of this 1362-nucleotide messenger RNA. It is a transcript of the gene Tmem223, whose product is annotated as transmembrane protein 223. Gene Ontology annotation, biological process: nervous system development. Gene Ontology annotation, cellular component: mitochondrion. Lineage: Eukaryota; Metazoa; Chordata; Mammalia; Rodentia; Bathyergidae. The record is from RefSeq and is a predicted model, not a curated record.
CCGGAAGUGAGGUUCAGCGGCCCUGAGAGCUCGGGAACGGAAGCGGCCUGUGCGUUCAUGGCACUGUGGCGGCGCUGCUCCGGGGCCCUUGGGCUCUUGUUGCGGCCCCUGCACGCCGGGACCCCGCCGCGGGAUGUGCUGCUCUUCGAACACGAGCGGAGCCGCUUCUUCGCCAUCCUCGGGGUGUUUUGCGCCGCCCAGAGCAUCUUCUGGGCCUCGCUGGCCCUAGCGGCUCUGUCUCCACCCCCGGCCCCAGGGCGGGCUAGGGACACCAAGGCCUCGGACCGCGGCUGGGUGGACCUGCGCUCGGCCUUGUGGCGCUAUGGGCUGGCCGCAGGUUGCAGCGCAGUGGGAACCCUGGUACUUGGUGCUGGUCUGAUCUUCUCUCUCCGAUCUGUGCGUUCGGUGAUGCUUCGAGCUGGAGGGCAGCAGGUGACCCUCACCACUCACGCCCCCUUUGGCUUGGGGGCUUGUUUUACUGUUCCCUUGAACCAGGUGUCCUGCAUGGCCCACCGAGGGGAAGUCCCUGCCAUGCUGCCUCUGAAAGUCAAAGGCCGGCGGUUCUACUUCCUCUUAGACAAAGCUGGACACUUCCCCAAUGCUCAGCUCUUUGACAGCACCGUAGGUGCCUACCGAAGCUUGUGAAGAAAGGUCAUUCACACCUCCCAGAGGUAGAUGAGAACUGUAAGGAUGGAGUGACAACCAGGGUCACAAAAGGUGGUCCAGUGCUUAAUGGCAAAUAAAAGUCAAAGGGCAGCAGCCUGGUCCAUGCCUGUUGAGCCCUCAGUAUUUCUAUCUGCUUUAAUAUCAAGAACUCAAUACCAAGAUGAAGAAAGUAAUACAUUUUGGUACAGAAACAGCAACAGGAAAGGGUAAAUGGGGGUAGCUAUCAUGUGUCCCUCUUGGAGGGAAAAAGUGAGGCUCCCAGUAUGGGGUAAAAGGAUUACACACACGUGGACAAGGAGUCUUUGGCUGCAGAAAGCACUCUGGUUGCUCUUCAGAAAUGGGACCUGCAGGACCCAACAAAAGCAUCUGCCUCAGAGCUCGACUCAGAGGCACCCCUCUCCAGAGACUUCCACUGCACCACCUGGAGCACCGAGACCACAGACCACAAUACCAGAUUCCCCCAGGAAGUUCUGUGGGAGACACAAUGGGGAUGUGAGGAACGGGGCCGUCACAGAAGCAGUCCUUCCACCAACGCCAGUCUGUCAGACAAGCCUGUGUUCUCAGCCUGUCCCUGGUGGGCAAGCCACUUAGUACAAUAGUGAGUGCCCCUACAGCUACAGACAUUUCCUGGAUCUUUAUCCCUGGGUCUCAGUUCAGCAUUGUGUGGGCUGGAAUAAAACUGGAGAGGAGUUCCAA